CCCAGAUAAGGAGACUCUGCUCACGAUGUAAGGAAAUGGAACAAGGACUGGUUUGGUACGAAUCUUUGGGAUUGGACAAAGAUCAUGACGGAAAGAUAGCCUUCGUAGAAUUCAAGCAGAGAGACAUUCCUGAGAUGGCCAAGUAUAUAGGAAAAGUGAAGGAUGAAAAGCCUCAUACAAAGAGUCGACACAGCCGUCAAGCCUGGAUUCAGAAUUAUUCGAGAAAUUCUGAUAAAAUCAUGGCGUCUUUACAAGACAGAGUACAACGGCUUACAAAUCUUCCCUUGGAACUGAUUCUAGCCAGCGAGUAUAUGCAAGUGGUAUCUUAUGGUCCAAUGGGUCACUAUAAUUGUCACCUGGAUUCAGACUUGAUCAGGCCCAAUAAACCAUGUUGUCAUUAUGUGGGAAGUGAGCUUGGUCAUUGUAGAGUUUGCAGAUAUGCAACGAUACUGUAUUUCUUGGACAACGUCGAGGAUGGAGGAGAGACUGCAUUCCCUGUUGCUGACAACAUAACGUUCGACAAAGAGGAAUGGAUGCGCGACGCGAACAACGUGUGUAAUUUAGCCAAGAACUGCCAAAAGGCGAAUGUUGUAGUUAAGCCAGAGAAAGGGAAAGCUGUGCUAUGGUACAAUCAUCAUGUUGACAACUCCACUGGUUGGCUUGGUCAACUUGAUCGAUACACUUUUCACGGCGGAUGCGACGUAAAGCGCGGCACGAAAUGGAUUGCAAACAGCUGGAUUAGCGUUGGAGAGGACAGAAAGAAAGAUAUCUUGAACUGGAUCGAACUUGCUGAAUAUGAAGAGGAGAAAUCUGACGUUAAACCGUCAAUAGAUUCGGGGACAGAUUCAACCCACGAAGAAUUGUGACUAUGUUGUUAAAGUGGGACUGGACCGAGGACCACUCGCCUCUGCAGGGCCACCAAUCAGUUGAACUCUACUGAAUAAAAUCCAACCGCAAGGUCUUAAUUUAUACAAAGCUUCAAAGCAAAGAUCUCCUCGACAGAUGAGAUUGCAAAUCGCACAUAAAUUAUUUGUUUUGCUAAAUUAGUGUAGAACAAGUUUCGAUGGUUAACAAAAUAAAAUGCUCAUUGAAUACUU
Molecule: messenger RNA, 1097 nt
Organism: Pocillopora damicornis (cauliflower coral)
Lineage: Eukaryota; Metazoa; Cnidaria; Anthozoa; Scleractinia; Pocilloporidae
Product: transmembrane prolyl 4-hydroxylase
Biological process (GO): peptidyl-proline hydroxylation to 4-hydroxy-L-proline
Cellular component (GO): endoplasmic reticulum
Molecular function (GO): L-ascorbic acid binding; iron ion binding; calcium ion binding
Source: RefSeq, a predicted model, not a curated record